This is a messenger RNA of Pseudophryne corroboree (corroboree frog), 1523 nucleotides long. It is a transcript of the gene TM7SF2, whose product is annotated as transmembrane 7 superfamily member 2. The record is from RefSeq and is a predicted model, not a curated record. NCBI's taxonomy places the organism in Eukaryota, Metazoa, Chordata, Amphibia, Anura, Myobatrachidae. The transcript has 11 exons. Gene Ontology annotation, molecular function: Delta14-sterol reductase activity. Gene Ontology annotation, cellular component: endoplasmic reticulum membrane; nuclear inner membrane. Gene Ontology annotation, biological process: cholesterol biosynthetic process. Bases 204 to 1466 code for a protein of 420 amino acids.
CAGUGCACAAGCAUGGCCCGAGCGUCCUCAGCAACCCAUUGGCUGAGGGAAAGUGUUGCUCAGCCAUCUACCCCCUGAUAGGCUCCUGUUCGUAGUGACUAUAGGAAGAGAAGACAUGAGGAGAUGUCAGGGUUUAAAGGGACAGUAAGGUAACAGACGGGUGGUAGGGAGCAGGAGUCCGGCCAGCAGUGGUGCAAAUAGAGAUGGCGGACAAGAUUAAAACCCCACGGACAAAGGAAGUGGAAUUUGGGGGAUCUCUAGGUGCCUUCCUGCUUAUGUUUGUCAUGCCUGGAACCGUCCUCUUCCUCCUGCUGACGUGUAACACGGAUGAUGCCAGUGUGUUGCGUGUGCCAGGCCCACUUCCACCGCUGCAGUCUCUGUGGAACCCAUAUGCUCUGAUUUUGCUACUGGGCUGGGUGUCACUGCAGGCAGUGCUGUACAUUCUGCCUCUCGGAACGAUAACCGAGGGAAUCACUUUGAGAGAUAACACCCGUUUGAAGUACAAGAUAAAUGCUUUCUAUGCCUUCCUGGUGAGUGGCCUGCUGGCAGGAGUGGCAGUGAUGGUCCAGUUACCCCUUUCUUAUGUCUAUGACCACUUCCUGCAGUUUGCUGCGGCUUCUGGACUCUUAUCUCUGACUCUCAGCAUCUUCCUCUACAUCAAAUCUCUGGCUGCUCCAGAGUCUGCACUGGCCCCUGGUGGGAAUUCAGGCAAUCCCCUUUAUGAUUUUUUCAUCGGACAUGAAUUGAACCCUCGGAUUGGCUCCUUUGAUCUGAAGUACUUUUGUGAACUUCGUCCAGGACUCAUUGGUUGGUGUUUGGUAAAUCUGUGCUUCAUGAUGAAGGAGGUUGAGCUCCGUGGUUCCCCCUCCCUGUCGAUGAUCUUAGUGUGUGGAUUCCAGGGCCUUUAUGUCAUUGAUGCUUUAUGGCAUGAGGAAGCGAUCCUCACUACCAUGGACAUUGUACAUGAUGGAUUUGGCUUCAUGUUGGCUUUUGGUGACUUGUGUUGGGUCCCAUUCACAUACUCACUACAGGCCUACUUCCUAGUCCGCCACCCACAGGACCUGAGCACUACGGCUGCUAUCGCCAUUGUCCUUCUCAAUGCUCUAGGGUACAUUAUUUUCCGAGGCUCUAACUCGCAGAAAAAUGCAUUCCGUAGAAAUCCAUUAGAUCCAAGCGUGGCUGGUCUUGAAACAAUCCCAACAGCAACAGGAAAAUGUCUUCUUGUAUCUGGCUGGUGGGGUCUUGUUCGCCAUCCAAACUACCUAGGAGAUUUAAUUAUGGCUCUUGCCUGGUCCCUACCGUGUGGUCUCUUUCACAUCUUACCCUAUUUCUACGUUAUCUAUUUCACCGUUCUUCUGGUUCACCGCGAAGCAAGAGACGAACACCAGUGUUUAAAGAAAUAUGGAUUGGCUUGGCAGAAAUAUUGUAAGAGGGUUCCUUACAGGAUAUUUCCAUAUAUUUAUUGAUUCAUCAAUAUUGGCCGCAUUUCCAACUGUUGCAGUCUGCUUUUUUUUUUUUUUUUU